ACUUGGGUCAAGCGUCCAAAAAGGUGUCAGUAGUGGUGGGUUUUUAAAAAAAUGAGUCAAUAUAUCAACAGAGAUAGAGAAAUUUGUAUUUACUGUAGCCAUGGAUGUAUGGUAGAAGGCCUCAACAUUUCAUUUACCUAGUAACGGGUAGUUUAAGACUAGGUGAAUUGGUACCCCUGCCUUAUGCACUAGCAGUGGAAAAUCUGACAUCGCUUCAAACAAAAGUUAGUUGAUAAAACUCACAAAUGUUGAACAAGAUGAAAAAUAAAAGUGAAUACUCUCUCCUGGCAUAAAAAAUAAAUGAUCUUUGACAAAAAAUUAUGAACAAAAUAUAUUGCUACAUAAUUGUUACAAAUUUUUUACUUUUUAAGCGAAUUCUCAAUUGUUUGAUGACAGCAUUUGAUGUACGUACUGGGCGAUAUUAACCGACUCCACCAAAACUAUUAAUUUUCGUGGAAAUAUCUUUCAGUUCUGCCUUAGAGUUACUACUUAUUAACUCACGACCAUAUUCUACUGUUUCACAAAGUAGUCAGGUGAAGGAAAACAUCGUGUUAUUCAAACGGAUGUCCAGACUAUUUUGUAUUCAUUAUGCAUAAUGCUGUUGUUAGUAUUCUAUUUAUACACUUUGUUUAAAACAAAUUUCGUGACAAUAUUAGAAAUCAAAUAACCUACUUCCAUUCUGUGAUAAAUUCAGUGACAGCAAUUUUUGUAUUUAUGCUCAUGUAGAUUACGUACUUUGUGUGUAGUAAUUUAAAUGAGAGUCUGAAUUUAAUUCAUUCAUUGACAUUGCCUAAUUUGCAAUUUUCGGCAAAUUAUGAUGACACUAUAAUAUUUUUAGCACAUUUCCUGUUUCAACAUGCAAACUGAUACGGCACAGGAAGCAGUGGUUUACCAAAACCUUACUUUUAAAUUAACACAUGCAUCAGUAUGUAUAAGACGGCAGUAAUAUUGAAAUUAAAAUGUUUUCUUUUACUGCUUUAUCUUUGAUUUUAAAUUUAAUGUUCGUUGUAAGUUUUAAUUUUGAUACCGAUUACCCUAUUGUGUAUGUCAAUCCUCUACAAAAUCAGCAAAGAGCUGCGUAUUUUGGAUAUUCUGUUGUAUUACAUGGAUCGCCCAGUUGGGUGCAAGUCGGAUCACCAAGAGGGAAUAGUUCAGAGAUCAAUGCAUUUGAACCAGGUGUUAUAUUUAAAUGUGACAUUUAUGGACCCUGCUCAUUGAUUGAUGUUGACACUCAGACAGGGAUUGGCGCUACAUUUCGUGGCUCAUUUCGUGAUAAGAAAGAUAAAGCAUGGAUUGGUGGUGCUAUGGAUAUUGAUCAUAAUUCCAAUCGUAUUGUGGUCUGCUCCCAUCGUUGGGUGAAUGAUCGAAUACAGGACUACUGGAUGCUAGGUGCCUGCUAUUGGGCCCCCAGCAAUAAUGAGACGUUGUACGAUAAACUUGUACCAUUAUUGGAUAAUGGAAAAGGGAUAGUUUUCGAUCGAACGGCAAAAGUUAAUGUGUACUACUAUGGGCAGGGGCAGGCGGGGAUGUCUGCUCAUUUCACAAAAAAUCCUCAGGAGGCGGAGUUGCUUCUAGGUGCUCCCGGUGUGUAUAAUUGGGACGGAACCACACUAUUGUACCGAGAUGGACCCGAUAGCGCGCCAGUAGCCAGUAAACUCCAAAUUUUACCCAACACUUUUACCAAACGAGAGAUCGGUUAUUCGGAUUUCUCAGAUCUGAAUAUUGCCAAUGCAAUGACAACAACUCAAACUGCGGCAUUUGGCUUAUUUGGAUAUUCUGUUACUUCCGGCUAUUUCUUUAACUCUACCGAACUUCUAUAUGUAGCAGGAGCUCCUCGUUCUCGAAAUUUAGUGGGUCAGAUACUUGUGUAUCAAUUUUUAAAUGCUUCUGAUCAAGCAUUGGACGUAAAGGACUCAAAGCAAGGUUACCAAUAUGGCGAAUAUUUCGGAGCUACUUUAUGCGCCGGCGAUAUUAAUGAGGAUGGCUAUGAUGAUCUGAUUAUCGGCGCUCCUUUUUAUACCAGCACGAAGUAUAACGAAGGACGCAUUUUUGUGUUUUUAGGAAGUGGCAAGGGGAGUCUAGAAACUCCGCAGAUUGAAUUUAUUGAAGGAAAAGGUAUUGGGGGCCAAUUUGGUAGUUGUAUAAUGUUUUUAGGCGAUAUUCAUCGUGACGGAUAUUCUGACAUUGCUGUUGGAGCACCGUAUGAGAAUGAAGGAAGUGGAGCGAUUUAUAUAUAUCGUGGUAACUCUUAUGGGCUCAGCAGUAGUCCCUCUCAACGUAUAGCGGGUAAAGAUUUUGUACCGAACAUUCUUGGGUUUGGAAUUAGCAUUUCAAAACCGACAGACGUGGAUAUGAAUAAAUAUAAUGAUUUGGCAGUUGGUGCAUACUUGUCCGGACAUGUGGUCCUUAUACGAAGUAAACCUGUUGUUACGUUACAGCUGUCUGUUAUUUCUCUGACUCCUCGUUUGGAGCACAAUGCUGAGUUUUUUAGUAUAAAAUCCUGCUUUUGGUAUACUGGAUUUUUUAUUCCUCCUACCAUAUCUGUAACACGAAAGGUGGUUGUAGAUGAAUUAUUUCAACGAGCAAUGUUACCACCACAAACUCCAAGUGUGAAACCUCUGACGCUGAAAGUUGACGAUAUUGUUUGCGAAAAUAUUACUUUUUUAAUCCAGAAAGACUUGACUAAUCGUUACGAUCCAAUUACUGUAACUGUGUCUCAAGAGUUAAUUAUCGCCAAAACUAAGCGAGAAGUGAUAUAUGUACAACAAAAUGAAAGUGUUCCACAAGAUAAGUUUUGCAAAGACUGCGCAAUCCUCAAUCCAAUUCGUUCCGUAAAAGAGCAAAAAUUGGAACUGUCAUUUGUCCUCGGUUGUGGCGCGGAUAAUAUAUGUAGAACGAAACUAAAUCUUAAAGCUACCUUCCUUAAUAUUAAUUCGCAAAAUAAAUAUGUAUUAGGUUCGACUGACUAUCUCAAAUUGAAAGUGAACAUUAGCAAUGAGGGAGACAAGGCAUAUUUAACGCAAUUAAUCGUCGAAUUACCAAGGCUAGUUCAUUUUAGAAGUAUUCCAAUUAAUUGUUUAGAAGGAAACUCGUCUGGGUCUAUUAUAUGCAACGUAGAUAACCCUCUGUAUGAAAAGAAAUGGAAACUGAUAAUGUUAGAUCUGGAUAUGAAAGAAUUAAUCUCCUCAAACUAUGGGGAUCCACUGGAUUUUCAGUUCAUACUUUUAACAAGUAGUGAAAAUAUGAACAAUAAUAUCUUCAAAGAAAGGUUGUAUACCACCCGUGAAGCUGAUAUGCAUUUGACAGGCAAAUCGGGUGAACAAAGUUUCACAUACAGUAACAGCACGCACGGCACCUCCAAUUUCACGCAAACAUAUCAGAUAGAAAAAUUUGGUGUAAGCACAAUCGACGAAAUUUUAUUGGAAAUAAAAAUUCCAACUCACGUUAUGUACAAGGGAAAUCUUAUUAGAAUGGUGCAGUUGUAUGCACCAGAAGGGUAUCAUGCUAAUCAACCAAUAAUUUGCAGCAGCAAUGUUCAUUAUAUCGUUGAAAAUGUAAUGGAUCAGUUCUCUUCCGAACUUGACAUUGAAGAUGGUAAAGAAUCGGAUGAAUCAUAUAUCACUACAACAACAGAAAGCGCAAAUGCCGAAAAUUUAAUUGUCGAUAAUACUAAUCAAUUUUUUGCGUCAAAUCCACCUUUAUUGCGAAAACAACGUGAUGUAGAAUUCGACAUCACAGCAUACCCCCUCAAUCGGACGUUGUUUAUUAACUGUUCUCAUCCAGAUUUGGAGUAUAUAUGUGCAAGAGUCAGUUGCACCAUCGGACCUUUUAAAGGAAAACAGCAGGCCACAACCGCACUGCAAUUAAAAAUGUUUAUCAAUGUAUCCUCUAUAUCAGAAAUUUUGGGAAAAAAGGAUAUCAUUCUGUUUACAACUGAUGGAGAACUCACAAUUAGAAAUCCUAAAAAUUUUGAGCAAAGUGGUAUAAGACCAGAUACUGCACAUGUCACUAGUACUUUUAUUGGCGAAACCACUAAAGAAUCUGUGGAUACAUGGAUCAUUGUUGCAGCUGCCAUUGCGGGUUUGUUACUACUGCUUCUUCUAACUAUGGCUCUCGUCAAGGCGGGAUUUUUCCAGAGGACAAAGAAAGCAGAACUAGCCGCCUUAAAGGAAGCCGAGGGAGCUAAUCAGUUUCAACAAGACACACACGUACCUGACGAAAAUGAUGAAGAAAUGAAUUUUGAAGUGGAAAAUACUGAAUAUGAAACCAGUAAUUAUUUAAAAUGACCAACUAUCGAACAUUAACAUCCGGAUGUAGAGAUUGCAUUCUUUGAGUCAUCUCUUUGAAAACUUUUGUGUUGUGGUACGGACUGCUGAAUUGUACUUUAGGUGUGCAAUAAACUUAAAA
Molecule: messenger RNA, 4407 nt
Organism: Photinus pyralis (common eastern firefly)
Lineage: Eukaryota; Metazoa; Arthropoda; Insecta; Coleoptera; Lampyridae
Product: integrin alpha-PS3-like
Exons: 20
Coding region: 960-4286 (1108 amino acids)
Biological process (GO): cell-matrix adhesion; integrin-mediated signaling pathway; cell adhesion mediated by integrin
Cellular component (GO): integrin complex; external side of plasma membrane
Molecular function (GO): integrin binding
Source: RefSeq, a predicted model, not a curated record